Geodia barretti is the source of this 292-nucleotide messenger RNA. Lineage: Eukaryota; Metazoa; Porifera; Demospongiae; Tetractinellida; Geodiidae. The record is from the annotation of a GenBank genome assembly.
CCAGAUUCCAUAGAUCACCAUGCAGCAGAGAGUGGAGAUUUGUAUGCCAUGCCACGAAAAAGGAAAAAUAAACAAAAACCAGCAGAAAAUUCUCUCUAUGAUGACACUGUAACUGUUACACAGAAAGAGCAUCCCUUUGGGCUGCAGUAUGCAGAACUGGAGCUUCCUAACCAAACGAAGAACCCACCAUCAAUAUUCAAUGACCCAGCUUAUGCCGAGAUUCCCUACAGCCAGUGACGAUCAUUAUUGUUCACUGAUCAUCAAACUCAUUUAUCAUAGUGUUGUCAGUGUG